UCUACGCUAUAUAUAUAUAUAUACUCCACACUCACACCUCUCUCAUUCUCAAUUUACUACUCCACUUCUUGUGUGCGAGCUUCAUUCAACAAACCCUUCUCAAUUGACCUUAGCUAGCUCCACUUUUUGUGUCAAAAAAAAGAAAUCCCACCACACCACUUGAUUCUAAUUUUUCUUAGUCUUGGUGUUUUUUUAGGUCAUUAUGACCAUCUCAAUGUUUAUGUGCAGACUAACACAAUCCAUAAUAAACGUUCCUUGUAGUGGGAAAAAACUGAACAUGAGGCAAAUUGAGAAAGAGAAAAUAGUGGUUGUAAUGGGAGCCACUGGAGCAGGGAAGUCAAGGCUAUCCAUUGACCUAGCCACAUGUUUUCCAUCAGAAAUCAUAAACUCCGACAAAAUCCAAGUCUACGAAGGCCUCGACAUAGUUACAAACAAAAUCUCCAAGGAAGACCAACGCGGUGUUCCGCACCACUUACUAGGAAUAAUAAACCCCAACAUGGAUUUCAGCGCCAACGAUUUCUGUGACACGUCAUCAGAAAUUAUUGCCUCAAUCACGAGAAGCGAACGCCUUCCAAUCAUCGUUGGAGGCUCCAACUCGUAUCUCGAGGCCCUGAUCGAUGACGAUGAUUACAAGUGUCGCUCGCGGUUCGAUUUUCUGUGUCUCUGGGUUGACGUGGCAAUGCCAGAUCUGCAAUCCUACGUGGCGGAGCGUGUCGACGACAUGUUGUAUAACGGAAUGGUGGAUGAGCUGAGACCGUUUUAUAGUCCCAACGGGGAUUACUCGCGAGGGGUAAGAAGGGCAAUUGGGGUGCCAGAGUUCGACGAGUAUUUUCGGAGGGAAGAAGAGGUUGUUGACGAGGAAACGAGGACGAGGUUGUUGGAAGAAGCGGUUAAGGAAAUGAAACUGAACACGUGCAAGCUAGCCAUGAAACAGUUGGGGAAGAUUCGUAGGCUGAGGAACGUUAAGAGAUGGGAGAUUCAUCGAUUGGAUGCCACGCCCGUGUUUCGGAGGCGUGGUGAAGAAGCGAACGAGGCGUGGAAGAAGCUGGUGGCAGAGCCUAGUGCUAUGAUCGUUGCUCGCUUUCUCUAUAAUAGUAACUCCAAAAAUAAUGCUACUAACGUUGUUUCUGGUUCUGGGCUUCGAGUGAAACCAGCUACUUCAUCAGAGACUGUUCUGGCUGCGGCAACGUGCUAGCUAGUUUUUUAGGUGUCGUUUUGGUGGGGAAGGACUUGUAAUCACUGCGGAUGAAAAGUUUUAUGAAAGUAAGUUGUCUGCUACUAAUUGAUACUAGUACAAGUCAAACAUCUGGUCUCCUUCAAUUUUUAUGGGAGUGUGUGUGUAACUCUAUUUUUGACAUGUUAUAUAAUGAGUUUUUGUUAA
Glycine soja is the source of this 1381-nucleotide messenger RNA. RefSeq names its product adenylate isopentenyltransferase 3, chloroplastic-like. Gene Ontology annotation, biological process: tRNA modification; cytokinin biosynthetic process. NCBI's taxonomy places the organism in Eukaryota, Viridiplantae, Streptophyta, Magnoliopsida, Fabales, Fabaceae. Gene Ontology annotation, molecular function: tRNA dimethylallyltransferase activity. The transcript has a single exon. Gene Ontology annotation, cellular component: mitochondrion. The coding region runs from base 203 to 1195 and encodes 330 amino acids. The record is from RefSeq and is a predicted model, not a curated record.